AUGAAACUGUAUUGGGAGGCAGAGAAGUUUAUAGUGAACAAUCCUCGGCAGGGGUCGCUUAAUACGCGAAUAUUUGAGGCCGCCAGGGCAAAGAAGGUGACAUCUGAUCCAAGGCAUCUGUAUGCCCUUGUGAUAUCCACACUGCAGUACAAGCCUUUCAUAAUGGAGAUUUUGAAGAAGUCAAAAAUGUUAAAAGUGGAAACAAAAGUUAAAAUCAGCGAAACAAUGGGCAUGUUACUUGUGCAUGAUCUUCUGUUUUCAAAAUCAGGGAGAAUUCAGUCUGGAAAACAUCCUAUCAAAGAUGCAGUGUUAAGGCAUAAGACCAGACUUCAAGCUGAACUCACGAAACUGAAGCUGAAACACAAGGUACGGGACCUUUCCGAGUUGAUAGAGGAGGAUGAUACACCUGUGAGGUGGUUUAGAGCGAAUUUAUGCAAGACCACUAGGGAGAAAAUUCUCAAGGAAUUUGGUCAUUUGGACCAGGUAUCUUCGUUUGAGGAACUCGAGGUGGGCAAAAUCUACCACGACGAGUACAUUCCCAACCUGUUUGGAGUCCACCCGAAAGAAAAGAUUGUUUCUUCAGAUGCUUACUUAAACGGAAGAAUCAUCAUCCAGGAUCGCGCAUCGUGUUUUCCAGCGCACAUUUUGCAUCCUUCCCCCGGUGAUAAGGUGAUCGAUGCCUGUGCUGCUCCAGGCAAUAAGACCACUCACCUGGCUUCAUACUUGAACAACAUUCAGGGCUCUAUAACAGCUUUUGAAAAAAACGAAAGCAGGUCCAAAACAUUGAAGAUGAUGUCUGAAAAGGCCGGGGCCUUGGGAUGUAUCACUGUCAAUGUAGGUGAUUUCACAGCAUCCAAUCCAGAAGACUUUCCAGACGUGACCGGAUUCGUAGUUGAUCCUUCGUGUUCUGGAAGUGGCAUUUUUGGAAGAGCUUUUGACGAGGACUCUAAGACUGAUGACGCUGUUGACGAAGAAAGAUUGGCGAAACUUUCUGGGUUCCAAUUUACUAUUGUGAGACAUGCAAUGAGUUUCCCCAGUGCGAAGAGGCUAGUAUAUUCUACCUGCUCUAUCCACGCUCAAGAGAAUGAAAGAGUUGUUGUGGAUCUUUUGAAUGACCCACAAGUAAAGAGCAGAGGCUGGAGACUUUGUUCUAGACAGAAGAUAAUUCCUGACUGGAAACGCCGUGGGUUUGUAGAGGAGUUCAGCUCGUUCGAAGAUCCAGAGGCCAUGGCCGGAGGGUGUGUCAGGAGUCUUCCUAAGGUAGAUGGUGGAAUUGGAUUUUUUGCUGCAGCCUUUGAGAGAACUGAUGAAAGCAUUUCCCAGGUGUCGGUGCCUUUAGAAGGCUCGGAAGUAUCCAAAGAAGAUGAAGUAUCUGAAGAGUGGACCGGCUUUUCAGAUUAA
Kuraishia capsulata CBS 1993 is the source of this 1401-nucleotide messenger RNA. RefSeq lists its product as uncharacterized. Gene Ontology annotation, molecular function: methyltransferase activity. The transcript has a single exon. Gene Ontology annotation, cellular component: nucleolus. Gene Ontology annotation, biological process: rRNA base methylation. The record is from RefSeq and is a predicted model, not a curated record. Bases 1 to 1401 code for a protein of 466 amino acids. NCBI's taxonomy places the organism in Eukaryota, Fungi, Ascomycota, Pichiomycetes, Pichiales, Pichiaceae.